Molecule: messenger RNA, 531 nt
Organism: Symbiodinium pilosum
Lineage: Eukaryota; Dinophyceae; Suessiales; Symbiodiniaceae
Source: the annotation of a GenBank genome assembly
AUGUCUAAGAGGGGCCUAAACGGAUGCAUCGGAACCGGUGGCGAGCUUGCAUCGGAACCGGUGGCCUUCGGAACCGCUGGGAGGCUCGGCUUGCGGGAAGAGGGGCAAAGUCCGGACGGCGAGUGGGACGUCAGUUUCAGGACAAACGUUCCCGUGCAGGAUAUGCACACCCUGUUGUCACAAGCCGACGUCGGUCUCCACACCAUGCGGGACGAACACUUUGGAAUCUCUGUGGUGGAGUUCAUGGCGGCUGGCGCGCUGGUCAUUGCUCACAAGUCUGCUGGGCCCGCCAUGGACAUCGUGACUCCUUUGCCCGAUGGCCGACGGACAGGUCUGCUCGCCAAAGAUGACGAAGACUACGCCCUCAAGCUUCAUCUAGCGCUGGAUGAAAUGAGUACGGGCGAUCGGCUGGCCAUCGCCACAGCUGCACGAGAGGCUGUGCGGCAUCGCUUCUCCCAAGAAGCCUUUGAGGAGAACGUGGCCCAACGCCUGAUUGCGCCACUGAGGAGGGCCAGGCUCAAAGACGCGUGA